GUGACGCUUCUACGUCCAUGGCUCGGUUUGUCUCCUCCAUGAUGGCGGGAAGCCGGAGCAACUCAGGGCUAUGAAGCCGGCAGACAGAGUGCUGAGGUUGAGACCUCUAAGAUUUUCCUCAGACACUUGCCGUGUGAUGUGAAGGCCUGAUAAUGGCAUACAGUGACAGUAGAGAAAGUUUGGAUAUAGAACGUGGGAUGGAUGAUGUGAGCUUGGCUGCUGGUAGAAGCCAGCGUGAGAAAAAGCGUUCAUAUAAAGACCUACUUCGUGAGGAAGAGGAGAUUGCAGAGCAAGUCCGCAAGUCUUCAAAAAAGAGAUCGAAGGAGACAGACUUAUUGGUUGUGGGGACUGAGUCACAUAAGAAGAAAAAGAAGCAUUCUUCAGAUGAUGCUUAUUACCCAGAAUUAUCUCCAUCAGAUAUGAAGAAGAAAAAGAAACACCUUCCAAGUUCAUCAUCCCCUACCUCAGAUACAGCUAUGGACUUGCUUAAUUCCAUUUCUUCUCCAAUAAUUACUUCAAGCAAAGCAUCCUCCAAGAAAACAGAGAAAACACUGGCAGCACCCUUAAAUUUACAGUCCCCUACACAAAUGCCCCGUAAAGAGCAUAGAAAAAAAGAAGACACAGCUGAGGACCUCUCACACAAAUCUAAAAAACCUAAACCGCUUACGCUUCGUGAACCAGAUGGCUUAAGGAUGAAGCUUAUUAUUUCUCCCACGGAGAAAACAAGUGAACGUGUGUUCCCACCACAAGAGGGUCCAGUUCUUAGUGAUGGCAUAUCUCCCAAGAAGGGCAGCAAGAAGUCCUCCAAGGAAGAAAUGGAGAGGAGCAGCCAUAAGAAACACCGAAAAGAAAGCCAUGCACCCCGGCCAUGUCGAACACCGGAUUCAGCUUCAUCGUCUGAAGGGGAGAUGGAAGCUGGGGAGUUGGUGAUUGAUGAUUCAUUUCGGGAGUUGAAAAAGAAAAAGAAAUCAAAAAAGAGCAAAAAGAAAAAGGAUAAACACAAAGAGGAAAGGCACAAGAAACAUAGUAAAAGCAAGAGAGAGCAUGGGUCGGAGAGCAGCCUAACAUCCAUUCCAACUCCUGUGCUUUCUUCACCACCAGCUUCCAUCCCUGCUGUAUCUCCUCCUCAAACUCCACAGAUACCCCAGUUACCUGCACAGCCACCAGCACCUACACCUAUGGCAUCACCUGUUAGCUCACAUCUUGAGGGCACAUCCGAUAAGAAAAAGAAGAAAGAUGAGACAGAAAAGCCCAAGAAGAAAAAUAUGUCUGCAUAUCAAGUUUUCUCUAAAGAAUACAGAGGCAGCAUUAUAGCAGAACAUCCAGGAAUUGAUUUUGGGGAACUUAGUAAGAAAUUGGCUGAAGUAUGGAAACAACUACCAGAGAAAGACAAACUUGUUUGGAAGCAGAAAGCUCAGUAUCUCCAGCACAAACAGAACAAAGCUGAGGCCACGACUGUGAAACGGAAAUCAAGUCCUUCAGAGUCCUCUUCAAAGACGAAAGGAUCCUCCUCUGGACUGUCAUCGCCACACAAAAAGUCCCCUAGUAGUCUUGUUUCCUUCUCGUCUUCUCCAGCAAAAGUCCCCGAUACUGAGCCCAUUGACGCAGCAGCCCAUCUUCAGCUCUUGGGGGAGUCUUUGAGUUUGAUAGGACACAGACUUCAGGAAACUGAGGGCAUGGUUGCAGUGUCCGGUAGCUUAUCUGUUCUGUUAGAUUCCAUUCUUUGUGCUAUGAGCCCUUUGGUAUGUCUCACUAGCCAAGUUCCUGAGCUAAAUGGCUGCUCAAAGCAAGUUUUGUCCAACACAUUGGAUAACAUUGCCUAUGUGAUGCCUGGCUUGUGACAACCGAAGCGUGAUACCUGCAGUGUUAGGAGCCACGUGUGUGUUAUAUAUGUACAUGCUGUAUUAUAUGGACAAUGUCUAAACUAUUUUAUAUCCCUUCAUAGUUUUAUUGUGAUUUUUAAAGGAAAUGGCAGUGUUUAGAGAGAAUAGACUCACUGAAUAUGCUUUGCAGUAAUCAUCAUUUUACUACAGGAUGGGUGGUUGGACUGCACAGCACUUUGCUUUUAAGAUUAAGCACAAAAACAUGCUCCCCUGCACUAUACGGUUGGUACAUGAUCUUGUUCUAGAUUGUAAGGCAUUGGUUAGCCAGUACAGUUCUGCUGCACUUCUCAUAUAAAGCAUGCAGUAUCUGCAAUAAAACAGCGCUGUGAGAACAAUAACUUAAAAGGGAGUCUGUCACCUCUUUCAAGUGCAACUAAGUGCAGUACUAGAUGAUUAGUACUACUGCAGGUGACCCCAGAUGAUGCUCCCCUGUUUUACCAUUGUGCCACUGAAAAGCGCUGCUGGAAUACAUUGACAGAACUUCUGUGCUUGUGCUCGGAAAAUUCUCUCCCGUAUGAAUGUGAGCUCAGGAUUACGAGUUCUGGGACCUUUACUGACUGCUAGCUUGGGGAGUCCAUAUCUUAUUACUACGAGAACUGCUGUCACUUCAGUUUUUCUGUAACUCCCAUAGAGUAGUAAGGAACAGCAACAUGCAUGCUAAACCUCUACUACAAGCAAAUUGCUCUCCAUUGUAUGGAUGAAGGAGGGGCCCAGGGACUGAUAUCCCACUUUGUUGUGCACAGUGUGGAUCCCAAUGGUUAACAACCGCCCCCUGUGGUGCAAUUAAGGCUGUAUUACACUGACCAAUAUUUUGGCUGAUAAUUGCCAACGAGUUUGCUUGCCCGCUCGUUAGUGAUAAUCUUGCAGUGUAAUACUGUCGCCUCUCGUUCAUCAGCCAAUUCUGAUUUUUAAGCAUGCAGAUUGUGCUGUCUAAUAGCGAGCUGCCGCUGGCAAACCACUACACAGUAUGGAGACGAGCGAUGGCAUAGCGAUCGCUCCUCCCCAUGACGCAGAGGAAGUCGCUGCAUGUAAUGGCAGCGUUCUCUUCCACUAGCUAGCAAGCGAUUGCUGGGAGUGCACGAUUCCCUCCCGACAGUUGCCUGCUGAAUUGCCUGUCUAAUACAUGCUUUAGUUCACGUCAGCGUUUGUUCAGUGAUUGUGAAUCAAUCCAGGUGGAGGUCAAAAACACAGAACAGGAGCAGGUCGUUCCAUUACACCUGAUCUCUGUGUAGGCUCUGCUCCUGGUUCUGAAUUACAAUCACUGAUGGAAAAAACAGACAAAAACACUGAAGUGAGCUAGGCCGACAUGUUCAUACUAGAAGUGGAGCUAAACACGAAGGGGGAGAUUUAUCAGACUGGUGUAGAGUAGAACUGACUUAGUUGCCCAUAGCAACCAAUCAGAUUCCGCCUUUCAUUUUCCAAAGGAGCUGUGAAAAAAAAAAUUGAUGGGAUCUGAUUGGUUUCUAUGGACAACUAAGCCAGUUCUACUUUACACCAGUUUGAUAAAUCUCCCCUGACUAUUUAAAUGCUCUAAGUUCUAUGUAUAGCAGCUGCAUAUAGAACAUAUUGAAUAUAUACAGUAGAUAUAAAAAGUCUACACACCCCUGUUAAAAUGUCAGGUUUCUGUGAUGUAAAAAAAUAACUCAAU
Messenger RNA from Bufo gargarizans (Asiatic toad), 3531 nucleotides. It is a transcript of the gene HMGXB4, whose product is annotated as HMG-box containing 4. The transcript is spliced from 11 exons. The record is from RefSeq and is a predicted model, not a curated record. NCBI's taxonomy places the organism in Eukaryota, Metazoa, Chordata, Amphibia, Anura, Bufonidae. Bases 153 to 1841 code for a protein of 562 amino acids.